Molecule: messenger RNA, 1579 nt
Organism: Pipra filicauda (Wire-tailed manakin)
Lineage: Eukaryota; Metazoa; Chordata; Aves; Passeriformes; Pipridae
Gene: PHKG1
Product: phosphorylase kinase catalytic subunit gamma 1
Exons: 10
Coding region: 353-1519 (388 amino acids)
Biological process (GO): protein phosphorylation; glycogen biosynthetic process
Cellular component (GO): phosphorylase kinase complex
Molecular function (GO): phosphorylase kinase activity; ATP binding; calmodulin binding
Source: RefSeq, a predicted model, not a curated record
GCGCGGGGGCCCCGCGGGGCUCAGCCGCCCAAGGGUUAAUUAAACCCGGGCGGCGCGGCGGGGAAGUCCCGCAGCUCCGGGGCGGCCCCCGGGCCCCCCCCUCGCCCCUUGCCCGGCCAUGCCCGCCCGGCGCCCGCCGCUGCCAACUCGCGCUGCGCUUCAUCCGCGGCCGGGCGGCGGCGGGCGGCCCUGAGCGCUCGGAUCCCGGCCCUGAGCGCUCGGAUCCCGGCCCCGAGCGCCCGGCUCCCGGCGGCGGCUCCUGGCGCCAGGCCUGGGCCCAGCCCGGGCCGCCCUCAGCGAGUCCCUUUGUGCCUGCAGACGAGCCCAGAGUGCUGCCAGAUAGGAGCCAGAGAUGACCAAGGAAGAAGAGCUACCAGACUGGAACUCAUCCAAGGAGUUUUAUGAAAAAUAUGAGCCGAAGGAGGUUUUGGGCAGGGGGGUGAGCAGCGUCGUCCGUCGGUGCAUCCACAAAACCACCAGGCAGGAAUAUGCCGUGAAGAUCAUCGACAUCACGGCGGGAAACAUCUCCCCCAAGGAGGUGCAGGAGCUGCGGGAAGCCACCACGAAGGAGAUCGACAUCCUCCGCAAAGUCUCAGGCCACCCCAACGUCAUCCAGCUGAAGGACAGCUAUGAAUCCAGCACCUUCUUCUUCUUGGUGUUUGACCUGAUGAAGAGAGGGGAGCUCUUCGACUACCUCACCGAGAAAGUCACCUUGAGUGAGAAAGAAACCAGGAAGAUCAUGCGAGCGCUGCUGGAAGUGAUCCAGUACCUCCAUUCCAUCAACAUUGUCCACCGGGACCUGAAGCCGGAGAACAUCCUCCUGGAUGAUGACAUGAACAUUAAGCUGACAGAUUUUGGCUUCUCCUGCCAGCUGAACGAGAAUGAGAAGCUCAAAGAGAUCUGUGGCACACCUGGAUACCUGGCCCCUGAGAUCCUGCAGUGCUCCAUGGAUGACGAGCACCAAGGCUACGGGAAGGAGGUCGAUAUGUGGAGCACCGGGGUGAUCAUGUACACCUUGCUGGCCGGCUCCCCUCCCUUCUGGCACCGCAAGCAGAUGCUGAUGCUGCGGAUGAUCAUGAACGGGGACUACCAGUUCAGCUCCCCGGAGUGGGACGACCGCUCCGACACCGUCAAGGACCUGAUCUCCCGGUUCCUGGUGGUGGACCCCCGGCAGCGGUACACGGCUGGACAGGCGCUGGCACACCCCUUCUUCCAGCAGUACGACUCGGAGGAGGUCCGGCACUUCAGCCCCUUCCGGAAAUUCAAGGUGAUCUGCCUGACCGUCCUGGCCUCAGUCCGAAUUUACUACCAGUACCGGCUGGUGAAGUCGGUCACCAGGGAGCUGGUGGUGCGCGACCCCUACGCCCUGAAGCCCGUCCGGAAGCUCAUCGACGCCUGUGCCUUCAGGACCUACCGGCACUGGGUGAAGAAGGGGGAGGCCCAGAACAGGGCUGCCCUCUUCGAGAACACCUGCAAGGCCAUCCUGCUGACCCUGGCAGCCGAGGAAGAGCUGUUCUGAUCACCCUGUGGAAGCCUGUGAUUUGGCUCUCCAUAGGCGAGUAAAAUCUCUGGAAACAAA